Molecule: messenger RNA, 1592 nt
Organism: Sesamum indicum (sesame)
Lineage: Eukaryota; Viridiplantae; Streptophyta; Magnoliopsida; Lamiales; Pedaliaceae
Product: KH domain-containing protein At5g56140
Biological process (GO): regulation of mRNA splicing, via spliceosome
Cellular component (GO): nucleus
Molecular function (GO): mRNA binding
Source: RefSeq, a predicted model, not a curated record
CCCACCCCACCCCCCCGGGGGGGUCUCCUCCUCAUUCAUCACUUCAAUAAAUAUAGAGCCAUCCUUUCACAUUUUCCUUCUCCUUCUUAUACUGCUCCUUUUGCUUUUGCUUUUACUCCCACCGACGCAGCGCCUGUCUUCGCGCGUAAAUAAAUACACCAGCUGUUUUUACUGCUUCUUGAGUUGGACUGAUAGUUUAGUCGGUGGUUGGUGGAUCUGACGGCGGUGAUUCCUGUAGCUGCCGAAAGGAUGUCGUCGGGAAGGUACAUGGCCUACUCACCAUCGCCGUCCGCUCCUCACUCUCCGCAUAUCGGCGCCGCUUCUGCUCUAGUGGAGCAGGAAAAGUAUCUCUCAGAGUUGCUGGCAGAACGUAACAAACUCAGUCCAUUUAUUGCUGUGCUGCCAAAUAGCUAUCGUCUACUGAAUCAGGAAAUAUUGCGUGUAACUACACUGUUGGGGAAUGCAUCAGUUUUAGAACAAAGUGGGCUUGAACAUGCAAGCCCCCUGGCUUCAGGAGGAAUAUAUUCAAAUGGAGGAGCUAACAUGAACAGAUGGGCAUCACCAUUUCAAUCAGAUUUGUCCAGUAUGAUGCAACCAUCUUCUGUACAGAACUGGCUUGGUUCCCAAGGUAGCUCAUCAGGUCUUAUAGUCAAGCGAACAUUAAGGGUUGACAUUCCAGUUGAACAAUAUCCAAAUUAUAAUUUUGUUGGGCGCCUCCUUGGCCCUAGAGGGAACUCUCUGAAACGAGUCGAAGCAACAACUGAUUGCCGUGUGCUAAUUAGAGGGCGUGGUAGUAUCAAGGAUCCAGUGAGGGUAAUUGGGAUAUGGCCUUUAUCAUUGUCCCAGAUUGAAGAGAUGAUGAGGGGGAAACCAGGAUAUGAGCACCUUAACGAACCUCUUCACAUACUUGUUGAGGCAGAACUGCCAGUUGAGAUAAUUGAUGCCCGUCUAAUGCAGGCACGCGAGAUACUUGAAGAUUUACUCAAGCCAGUGGAUGAAUCUCAAGAUUUUUAUAAGAAACAGCAGCUACGAGAAUUGGCUGUGCUCAAUGGUACACUUAGGGAAGAAGGCUCUCAAAUGUCUGGUUCUGUAUCCCCCUUCCACAACAGCCUUGGAAUGAAGAGAGCAAAAACUAGGGGGUGAGAUACGGGCUAAAUGUUCAUCUGUGCCUCUGAACAGCAGUCCCAUAACACAGGUUUUCCUGUGUCAGUCAAUGCCUCUAACUGCCAUCGGGACACUGGUCCUGUUGAGUGCCAGUUCGAUGAGGUGUGCUUUUGUUAUACUUUGGAAGAUUUACUAGCAGUAUAUUGUUGGUCAGAGUUUGAGAUUAUAUAUGCUUUGGGCAGUUUGGUCAGGGAGUAUUCUCCCUCCAACCACUGUUGUAUUAUUUCAUUUUUUGUAAGCUUGUAAUGGAGUUGUAGUAUUAUGGGAAUUUGUAAGUCAUAAAAUGUGAUUUUUAUAGUGUCAAGGCCGAACUGAUUUGUUCUAAAUCUCCGGCUUGGAUUGUACUCAACGUAGAAUUAUGAUCACAAACACUGUUUAAUUAUUCUUUCUUGAUAUGAUGUUGAAUGAAUCGAUUUUCUUUUUGCUAA